Molecule: messenger RNA, 183 nt
Organism: Echinostoma caproni
Lineage: Eukaryota; Metazoa; Platyhelminthes; Trematoda; Plagiorchiida; Echinostomatidae
Source: the annotation of a GenBank genome assembly
AUGCCAGAGUCCACGGAACCCUUGGCGCAAGCCCGGCUUAACGCGGACAUUUCUUUGCUUCGAGGAGUCCCGGCCAGACGCUUCGUCCCUGGCGAGGGAACACAAGCCCAGGAACUACGAGUGAUGGCCGCUUUCAGGCUAGGAGCCAAACGAGAGGGCGGCGCUCCUCGUCCACUGAAAGUU